Molecule: messenger RNA, 955 nt
Organism: Trichoderma harzianum CBS 226.95
Lineage: Eukaryota; Fungi; Ascomycota; Sordariomycetes; Hypocreales; Hypocreaceae
Exons: 2
Coding region: 466-723 (85 amino acids)
Source: RefSeq, a predicted model, not a curated record
UUGGACCUGGACUGUCGAGUACAUGGACUUUUACUGCGUCGGCCCGUCCGCGAAAGUUUUCUCAUGAUACCUGUCAUACGCAGGUUCCUCCCACCUCAGGCAAAGGAAUAAUUCCACGGCGCCCCCUAAUGGAGCAGCAAUUAUCAUGUGUAUAAGCCCCCCCGUUGCCUCUUGAGAUUGGACGAAUGGAAACACGUCUGGCGCUGGGAAAUACAGCAAAGCACAGCAGAGUUACUACAACACCCCUCGCGAGAAAACUGCCUUACUUGCCCUUGCCGGCGCUUCAGGAUUCGCUCCAACAACUCAAGCAUGUGGCGAUUGGCUCAAUAUGCGGUAAGCCAACUUUUGUCCCCUCAUCGUCUCUCACUGUGUAUAUAAUGCUUUGUCCCGACAUUUGUUGGCCAAAGUUCCUCUGUAAUCACCGCAACCAAGUCGUCAUUCACUUGGCAGACAUCGAUGCCAAAGAUGUCUUCCCACAAUAGUGCCACGCACAAACCUGAAAACACCCUUACCGCCUCUCUUCUCGAACAAGUACCCGAAGACCACGAGCACAGCAUGAAAUGCUUCCUCACCCACCCACAAAUAGCCACUGAGCGUCCGCCACUUGGCUUCAGGAAAAUCGAGAGUGAGGAGGAAGCGAAAGCUCGUGUGAAGGCUCAAGUGGACGCGGUUGUUGCAGUUCUUGGCCCAAGUAGCAAUCUUCCUCCUCCUCCUAAGCAGUGAUGCAGUGUUUUGUGAAACGAUGUCUACGCAUACGGGAAUUGCACUAGAUGAUCGUUUCAAUAGGCCAUGUAUGGGGAAGUUGAUGAGAUUCAAGGUGAAGCGCCAAGUCAAUGUUGUGUGGACAUGAGGUUUGAAGUGAUGCUAAGGGACGUUGAUUGACCGCAUGGAAUUUCGAGGGGAUAACGAGUUAGAUAACGUAAGCUCCAAUUACAAAGAAUGAAUGACAUCCCAC